This is a messenger RNA of Eublepharis macularius, 1191 nucleotides long. It is a transcript of the gene LHX3, whose product is annotated as LIM homeobox 3. The record is from RefSeq and is a predicted model, not a curated record. Gene Ontology annotation, cellular component: nucleus. Gene Ontology annotation, biological process: neuron differentiation; regulation of transcription by RNA polymerase II. Lineage: Eukaryota; Metazoa; Chordata; Lepidosauria; Squamata; Eublepharidae. The transcript is spliced from 6 exons. The coding region runs from base 1 to 1191 and encodes 396 amino acids. Gene Ontology annotation, molecular function: DNA-binding transcription factor activity, RNA polymerase II-specific; RNA polymerase II transcription regulatory region sequence-specific DNA binding.
AUGCUCCUGGAGCGGGCGCGAGGGGAGAAAGCCGCCGCCGCCGCCGAGGUGUGCGCCUUCGGGAGGAAUCCAGAGCUCCCGCGCUGCGCCGGCUGCAACCAGCACAUCGCCGACCGCUUCAUCCUGAAGGCGCUGGAGCGCCACUGGCACGGCCGGUGCCUCAAGUGCAGCGACUGCCACGAGCCGCUGGCCGAGAAGUGCUUCAGCCGCGGCGAGCGCCUCUUCUGCCCCGAGGACUUCUUCAAGAGGUUCGGGACCAAGUGCGCCGCCUGCCAGCUGGGCAUCCCGCCCAGCCAGGUGGUCCGGAGGGCGCAGGACUUCGUCUACCACCUGCCCUGCUUCUCCUGCGUGGUGUGCAAGCGGCAGCUGGCCACGGGCGACGAGUUCUACCUGAUGGAGGACAGCCGGCUGGUCUGCAAGGCCGACUACGAGAGCGCCAAGCAAAGAGAGGCCGAAUCCACAGCGAAGAGGCCCCGCACGACAAUCACAGCCAAACAAUUGGAGACCUUGAAAAAUGCUUACAACAACUCGCCUAAACCAGCUCGGCAUGUGAGAGAGCAGCUGUCUUCCGAGACGGGCCUGGAUAUGCGGGUUGUGCAGGUUUGGUUUCAGAACAGAAGAGCUAAAGAAAAACGCUUAAAGAAAGAUGCUGGGAGACAAAGGUGGGGACAGUACUUCAGAAACAUGAAGCGGUCGAGAGGGAACUCCAAGUCUGACAAGGAGGGCGUCCGGGAAGAAGGCCCAGAGAGUGAUGCAGAGGUCUCCUUCACAGAUGAACCAUCAAUAUCAGAGAUAAGCCACUCCAAUGGGAUUUACAGCAACCUUAGUGAAACCCCCCCUGCGCUGGGGAGGCAAGCGGGGGCCAAUGGCAGCUUCUCUUUGGAACACAGCGGCAUCCCAGCUCAGGAGCAAUACCACGACCUCCGAUCCAACAGCCCGUAUGGCACACCCCCGUCGCCAGCCUCUUUGCAAGCGUUGCCUGGCCCCCAGUCCUUGAUGACUGCCUUGGUUUACCCCGACAGCGGCUUGGGUAUCAUAGGCCAAGGGGGACAAGCUGUGCCUCCACCCAUGAGGGUGCUGGGUGGGAAUGGACCCAAUUCAGAUCUCUCCACAGGAAGCAGUGGAGGCUACCCAGAUUUCCCUGCAAGCCCUGCCUCUUGGUUAGAUGAAGUUGACCAUGCUCCAUUUUGA